AAGAUGGAACAGAAAACUGUGAUAGGCUUUGAUCUUUGAGUAUUAGAUGGUACGAUAAGUAUCGUUUUCGAAAAAAGAGUAUUAAUAAAUGUAAAGCAUUUUAAAAAUGAAAAUUUUCCAUUAGCAAAUUUCUCGUCUCUUCUAGUCAGAAAUUAAAAUUGAAUGAACUGUUUUUGGGUAAUAUUAUGGAAUUCUCUUUAGUUACGUGUUUAUAAUACAUAACAGAAAUGUAUCUAUUAUUCAAGAUCCAUCGUUCUACUGUUAUGGAAACCAGAAGCGAACACAGAUUUCCCUCAGUCCGACCUCUACACAGUCAGUGAAAGCAUUUUCAUACAACAAAGUAAAGAUAAAAAAUUUUCCUUCGACGACGCAAUGCGAUUCCAGUCACGUUGCUUAAUGAUCUAUCAAGGUAGACAGGAUUCUUGAGGAACCAAUGUAAUUACGUGACUACGAUCAUAAUUUUUCUAAGGUCUCUGUACCCAUAAACAAUAUUGUGAUCCCGUUUGUUAUUUAAUAUAAUUACUUAUAUCUAGUUAUAUUUAGUUAUUAAAUAUUAGCAUGAUUUACUAUAUGUAAUUCAGUAAAUCGGUACAAGAUCUAAAGAAAAUAUUUCUUACGUAUGAUUUUGACGAACUUUGUGUAAAAAUCUAUAAAACUAGAAGUUGCUUAGUUUAUAUACAGAUAAAGAAAAGCAUCGUUUAUAUCGUCGAGAUAUCACAUUUAUAUCAUUUUAAAAAUAAAAAUUCUUUAUCAAAGCGAAGAACAUUUUCAUAAAAAAUUACGAACAGAAUAUCUCGAUUCUGCAAUCUACUGUAAACAAGAUAAGUAUCGAUAAUGAAUAAAUCUUGACAUUGAAUUUUAUUCAAAAAGUUACAGUGAUAUCAAAUAAUCCGUAAUGACAUUUAUUACUCCAAUCAUAUCAGUCAACUACUACCUACCGCGUAAUACGCGAUCGAUUUUCAAACGCACCCCCCUCCCUCCCCCCACCAAAUAGAGUUUCCAGUGUAAUUCUGUUAUUCUUGAAUCUUCGGCUUGUUUUUCAUUUUUUAGCUCACUUUAAAAUUUCUUCUGGCUUCAAUUGUGCUACGAUUUAAAGUUUUCCGUGUAUACGUUUAGGACGUUACUGCGUGCGGAAAUAGUACAGAAGGCCUCUAAUUAUACCGUCUACAAUAUUAUUUAUAGACUUUGAACCAUAUAGUACGUAAGUAUGUAAUUGUAUAUCUGUCGUGGUUCAUUUUAUCCUUCUCUGUUGCGUGAACCAGCGGUUAGGAGCGACACUAAAUCAAGUGGGAAUGAAACUCGUUGAAACAACGCUAAACAUGGUAACGGAUCCAUGACUGUGCUUCUGUUAUUAUCAACGCCAGUAACGGUUAAACCUAUUGCAUGUGUCGAAAUGAAGGACGAGAAGAGUAACUCUAUAUUGCCCACUGAAGCGACUCGAUUGAGACCAAGAUUGGAAAGUUUCGAUGAUGUUCUGCCGUAUGUCGGUGACUACGGGAGAUAUCAAUGGCUGUUGUUAUUGUCGUUACUACCUUAUGGCGCGACGUACGCGUUUCUGUAUUUCUCGCAAUUUUUCAUUACGAUUAUUCCCACGGAACACUGGUGCAGGAUAGACGAAUUAGUAAACUCGAAUUUCACCGAAGAAGAGAGCUGGUACGUUUCCAACGGGAUGAUGGACAAGGUUGUUGAGAAACUACGGAGAAUAGCUAGGAUCAAUCGUAGAAAUCCAGACUCGCGUAUUUACGAUAUAUUAGUUAGUAACAUGGAGGCACCGGACAAAAUUCAAGAAUCAGCGACGCUGCUCGAUCUGUUCAAAACGCCACGGUUGGCGAGAAACACUAUUCUUCUAGUUGCAUUCUGGUGUUUUACCCUGAUCUCGUUCGACGAUCACGUGUAUUCAUUAAAACUUAUCCAGAGCUCGGUGUUCGUGUCGUUCUCGAUCGCCUGUGCCACAGAACUUCCAGCUGGGUUAUUACUCGCCCUGUUGCUCGACCGAUGGGGUCGUAGACUCUGCGGAUUUCUCACGAUGGCAAUGACCUGUGUACUCAGUAUCGCUGAACUUAUGCUGCAUUCCAUGCUCGCGAAAUUAGUAAUGUCAAUAUUGUCGCGAUUCUGUCUGAACAUGGCAGCCAAUGUUGGUCUUCAGUAUGCAGCAGAACUUCUGCCCACGCCAGUCAGAUCGCAGGGCGUAUCUUUCAUUCAUAUUUUCGGAAUAGUUGCACACUCUUUGGCGCCAUAUAUCACUGACUCGGCUGCAAUUUGGGAGGGAUUUCCAAUGCUCAUUAUCAGCACGGUGUCCUUUUUUGGCGCUGCACUGGUUUUGUUCUUGCCGGAAACUGUCGGCCAGAAUCUUCCUCAGACUAUCAAGCAAGGCGAAGAAUUCGGAAGGGACCAACAUUUCUGGUCGUUGCCUUGCUACCAUAAGACACACUUCAAUGGACAUCAACACUAUCACUCCUGUGAACGAUAAUUAUCUGAUUUUUAAUAAUAAUUCAAUUAAAAAACACGAAGGAGGAUUCGUGUUUUUUUAGAAGUAACAAUAUUACAAGCGGAUCAGUCUGACGAUUUUUGUACGAGAAAAAAUCGGAACAUAUUAUUUUUCUAUUCUCCUACAUUAAUUUUUAUUUUUAUCGUUUACGUUUAAGAAUUUGUAAGCCUUAAUUCUAAAAAGAGCGAGCUUAGAAAUCGUGUUCCUAUAUAAUUUUUAUUAUUAUCUUUUAAGAGCUUUUAUAAUUUUAAUGCUAAUUUUCACUUGCGUUACGCACGUUCGAAUCGUUCAGCGGUUGGUGCUAAUUUGAUAUUCAAAGAUAUUACGUAGAAUAAUAUCGAAAAUGUUACGUAAAUUAAUAAUUACGUAAUUUAUUAAUUACGUAAAUAAUAAAUUAGGGAGAUUUAAAUUUUUGAUUCCUUUAAUGUUUUUAACAUUUUUUACUGGAAUAUAUUGGACAAAAUCUUAUUUAAAAAAAUAGUACGUUUAGAUAAUUUUUCUCUGUGAAAAGAAACAGUUUUAUAUCUUUUGAACGAUUAUCCACGUAUUUUUAACGAUUAUUUAUCUAUUCGUUAUAUUUUUUGUACGAUUUUAAAUAACGUACAAUAUUAAUAAAAUCCAAGCUUGAAGACUUUUUAAAUUAUUGUUAUAAUUUCUUCAGCACCAACUGCUGGACUUUUAUCUAUCUAAAACGAGUUGUACGUACAUUUAAAAAAAAUAACUCUAAUUGACUGUUUCUAUGGUUUAGGAAGAAGAAAAAAAGAAAGGAAAGAAUAUUGUAAGCAAAUCGUGCCAUCGUAUGACGAUCAGUGUUCGUCGUUGUGCCAAUAACAACGCAAUCAAUCUGAAGAAACCUAUUCAUAGUAUUCAUAAUCAUCACUCACGUAUAUAUUCGCGUAUACACUCACGUCCAUAAGAUUGAUUCACCGAAUAAAACUUCCAUAAACCUUAAUAUAAGAAACAAUUCUACUUUUUAUUUGCACACACAUCGACGAAUCCCCCGAACAAAAAUAAACUGCUAAAUAUCUCUAUAAUUAAAUACAUUAAUGCUCGAUGAUCCUCGUUCAUCGUUAUACGUCUAAUCUAACUCCAUCCUAUAAUUAGGAGAUAACGAUCACUUAUGUUACAAUGUAUUAACCCUUAACAGCCGAACUUAAUUAUAAUUAAUUAUAGAAAAUGAAAUGCUUCAUUAUACGGAUAUUUGAAGUAAUAUUCUGUAUUAUACAGGGUGUCUGGUAAUUGAUACUGUGAUAACCAGUGGUUAGUUAAUAUGGUUAAUAACCAGUGGUACAGAAUAAUACUAUGUGAAAGGAUCUGUUGAAAAUAUAGAACGAGAGAUUUUCGUACGACGUUCGAGAGAAUGAAAUUCUGAAGCUUUGUCAACUCGUGUUCACACGACAUUCACGAAACAUAUUCAAAAUUUAUUUUCUCGCAAAUACGAAGAAUCAUCAGUUACGAAACACUCUGUACUAUAUCACAUUAUUAUAUCACUAUCGUAUUGAUAAGAAAUGUCGAUAUUAUAACUCCUUAAGACUCCCUUAAUAUUUAUUUGCGAUUCAGCUUAAUAUGUAUUGGCCCUGUGUAAUUUCAAGAUUAAAAAUAUAAAAGAAUUCAUUCCUGAUUA
Messenger RNA from Bombus huntii, 4112 nucleotides. RefSeq names its product carcinine transporter-like. Bases 1334 to 2470 code for a protein of 378 amino acids. The record is from RefSeq and is a predicted model, not a curated record. The transcript is spliced from 7 exons. NCBI's taxonomy places the organism in Eukaryota, Metazoa, Arthropoda, Insecta, Hymenoptera, Apidae.